Messenger RNA from Cololabis saira (Pacific saury), 1833 nucleotides. RefSeq names its product prolyl 3-hydroxylase family member 4 (inactive) (gene p3h4). Gene Ontology annotation, biological process: peptidyl-lysine hydroxylation; collagen fibril organization. Bases 119 to 1399 code for a protein of 426 amino acids. The record is from RefSeq and is a predicted model, not a curated record. Gene Ontology annotation, molecular function: protein binding; collagen binding. The transcript has 7 exons. NCBI's taxonomy places the organism in Eukaryota, Metazoa, Chordata, Actinopteri, Beloniformes, Belonidae. Gene Ontology annotation, cellular component: endoplasmic reticulum.
GAGGGUGUCCGAGCCUACGUGCAAGCAGACAUGAGCAAUCCCUGGUAAAGCAGAGGAAGUCUCUCCGGAUCCAUUCAAAAGAAUAAGGAGAGACUCUGGUCGGAGGCCGGCGGAGGCGAUGAUGCUCCCGAGCGGCUUGUGCCUGGCCUUGCUCGUCCCCGUCCUGCUGGUGCAGGCUCAGUAUGAGAAGUACAGCUUCCGAAGUUUCCCCCAGAAGGACAUCAUGCCGCUGGAGUCUGCGUACGGCUACGCCAUGGAGCAGUACGCGGCGCACCAGUGGAAGGAGAGCGUGCAGUACCUGGAGCUGAGCCUGCGGCUCCACCGGCUGCUGCGGGACAGCGAGCGCUUCUGCAGCCGCAACUGCAGCUCCGAGAGCCGCGACAGCGACGCCCUGAUCCCCGACACCAGCCUGCGCGUCGUGCGCCACAUCCUGCUCCGAGCCGCCUGCCUUAAGAAGUGCAAGGCAGAGUUCCCGGUGUUUAAGCAGUCCUACCCUCGCAGGGAUGUGCUGGAAAAUUUUGAGAAAAGGACACCGUAUCGGUACAUACAGUUUGCUUAUUACCAGCUUAACAACUUGGAAAAGGCCGUGGCAGCGGCUCACACCUUCCUGAAGAAAAACCCAGAUGAUUCCCCUUUAACCAAGAACAUGAACUACUACAAGACGCUGUUUGACGUGGAGGAAUAUCUCAUCGACCACGAGGAGCAGCCCUAUGAAAGUGUUUUCCUCAAAAGUGUGACGCUCUACAACAGCGACGACUUCAGCAGCAGCGCCAGGAACAUGGAGCAAGCUAUCACACAGUAUUUUGAAAUCUACAGCCUCUGCUUGGCCGGCUGCGAGGGCUCGUACGAGAUCGUGGAGUUUAAGGACUUCUAUCCCACCCUGGCAGAUCUUUACACUGACGUGCUGAAAUGUAAAGUGAAAUGCGAGGAGAACCUGACGCCCAACGUCGGAGGUUUCUUCGUGGAGAAGUUUGUUGCCACCAUGUAUCACUACCUCCAGUUUUCAUAUUAUAAAUUGAAUGACGUAAAGAACGCUGCUCCCUGCGCAGCCAGUUACAUGCUGUUUGACCCCGAAGACAAGGUGAUGCAGCAAAACCUGGCCUACUAUCGUUUCUAUCGGGAGCAGUGGGGCCUCACAGAAGAGGACUUUCAGCCUCGGCCUGAGGCCCUGAGAUAUUUUAACAUGACAGCCAAACAGAAAGAGAUGCUGGAGUUUGCACUGAACUACCUACAGAUGGACGACGACGAGGAUGUCGUAAGUCCAGAGGACGCGGCCAGCCCUCAUUCAGAACAUCCUGAUGUUGAGUUUGAGGGGAUGGGGGACUACGAGGAGUCUUUCCUGGCUGAAUGGUGGCAGGAACCCAAAACCAAAUGGGACACUGGAGAAGACGCAGACUGACGUCCGUCUCCGUCGCUGAGCGGAAAGCUUCCUGUCCCUUUUAUGACCCCCCCAUCUCAUGGCGACAUAUCAAAGACCUUUCUACAAACAAACAUUGACAUUCCCAACAGUGUAAGCAAAAAAAGCAAACUGACUCUCCCCCACCUGAGCAAUAAAAGGACAAACUCAUCCAUCGUGUUGAUCCAGAUUAGAGAUUGACGGAUUCAGUCUUGGCUGCCAUCAGCCUCUCUUAAUAGUCAUUUGCUUGUGUACAUAUACAUGUUUAUGACUCCUUAUAGUUUUUAUUUACAGUCUUAAUUUAAUGUAAUGUAUGAAUACCUUUGUGCUGCGGUAGAAGGAAGGGUUUUGUUUUUUUUAAAUGCUAAAUGAUUUUUCAACCACCAACUGUGUGCCUUUCAUCAGUUGUUCUUGAAUUAAAGUAUUAUUUUAAUAUA